AUGAUAUCCAUGCGAUCGGCAACCUGGACCGUCGCCAUUGUCGAGCUGGUCAUGUCCUGCGUUACCAUCGUAUCUUCGUUGGCCAUCGUGUCGGCAGAGUUUAAUUCGGUUACCAUGAAUGGAAACCCUUUUAAACCAAGGUACGUAUCAUUUUAAACCUUACUUUAUUUAAUACUUUUGUCAAUUAUAUUGCGAACUUCUUUUCUUUGAUAAUGCCUCAUCAGAUUAGCAGUUGUCCAAGUAGAAAAAUUACAAAAUAAAGUGAUAAAUUGAUAUCACAAACAAAAUUUUCUGCAUAUAAAUGUACUUUAAUACAAUAAUAACAUGUUUACAGUAUGCCAGCAGUUGGAGCCUGUAUUUUAAGUUUCUGUUUGGUCAUAACUAUUGUUUGGGCGAUGUUUGGCCUUUCUGGCCAAAAACCAGGCAUGCUCUUACCCCACAUUGUAUGUUCAGUAAGUUAAAAAGUGUAUUCAUGCUAACAAAAAGACUCUAUAUUAAUGGCAAAACCAUUAAACUUAGUUUAAAACUAAAGUGUAAUGGAAAACCUAACAUUUAAAUAAACUCUAUUCACUUUCGAACAAACUAGCAACAAUAAACAAAACGAUUAGUGAUGAAUGACCAACUUCAGGUGUUGGUCCUCGUUUUUCACGGGAUUUUGAGCACCUUCUGGCUCCGGGAGUGGUUUCGGUUCGAGAAGGCGGUGAACGGAGACUGGCUCAUCUCUCUGGUGGUCAGCUUCCUCUUCCAGUGCGCAAUGUUGUCCGCCAUCCUCGUCGAGUUCCGUUGUUAUCGUCGCAUGGAUUGA
This is a messenger RNA of Bursaphelenchus okinawaensis, 805 nucleotides long. NCBI's taxonomy places the organism in Eukaryota, Metazoa, Nematoda, Chromadorea, Rhabditida, Aphelenchoididae. The record is from the annotation of a GenBank genome assembly.